This is a messenger RNA of Callithrix jacchus (white-tufted-ear marmoset), 1526 nucleotides long. RefSeq names its product yippee like 3 (gene YPEL3). NCBI's taxonomy places the organism in Eukaryota, Metazoa, Chordata, Mammalia, Primates, Cebidae. The record is from RefSeq and is a predicted model, not a curated record.
AAUUGCCUGGUUCGAGGCCCUGGCUGCCAGAGGGGAUGCGCCCCUUUGGCUCUUCCCUAAGAGAUGAACUAAGUGUGUCCCUGGCGCUCUGGCAGAGGCCGUGGAAUGGGCCCACCCUGAGAAUUCCAGCUUCGCCUCGUAGCAGCUGGAUAACCUGGGGAGCCGCGAGACCUCCCUGGGCCUCAUCGGCCCCUGGAACUGUGGAGCCAACGGGAGAAACGGCCUCACGCGGGGAUUGAGCCGGGCAUGGGCGGCGGACAAACGCGGGUCAUUAUGACUCAACUCCCCCGGGCGUGCGUCCCAGCGCCACCCCGUUCCCCGCCCCGCGCCCAGCCUAGACCCUCCGACCCCGCCCCUGCGCGGAUCGCGAGCUGGAACGCGAGCAGGCCCGGGGCGCGCAAGCCGCCGCCGCAUUUCCGGGCCGGCGGGUGCUGGCGGCGGGGGAGGGGCAGCCAGGGCCUGCGCCGGCGGCCGAGUGACGCGCCCCCUCAUUUGCAUGCGGCGCGCCCAUUGGCCACGGCGGCCGCCGGGACGGGAGGCGGGUCCCCUCCCCCUCCCGCCGCAGCGGCGGCAGCAGCUGGGCUCGGUGUAAACAAGUCCAGGCGCCUGCGAACCCGGGCCGGGGGGGACGGCGCCCGCCAGGAGCGCCCCCCACUCCCAGGCCAGCCCACCCCGGCGGACCGCCCGGCGCGCCCAGGCGAGGCACUGGGCUCCCUCUGCUCCCCGUGGGCCGCUCCCCGCGUGGGGCCACUGCCCCAGGCCCCCGCCAUGGUGCGGAUUUCAAAGCCCAAGACGUUUCAGGCCUACUUGGAUGAUUGUCACCGGAGGUAUAGCUGUGCCCACUGCCGCGCUCACCUGGCCAACCACGACGACCUCAUCUCCAAGUCCUUCCAGGGCAGUCAGGGGCGUGCCUACCUCUUCAACUCUGUGGUGAACGUGGGCUGUGGGCCAGCCGAGGAGCGGGUGCUGCUGACCGGCCUCCAUGCUGUCGCCGACAUCCACUGCGAGAACUGCAAGACCACUUUGGGCUGGAAAUAUGAACAGGCCUUUGAGAGCAGCCAGAAGUACAAAGAGGGGAAGUACAUCAUUGAACUCAACCACAUGAUCAAAGACAACGGCUGGGACUGACCCCAGCUCCUCGACGCAUGUGGUUCCAGACCGGCCUGGCCGCCAGGGAGCGCCACCGGCUUCCCUCUGCCCGAAGGGAGCUCUGGACCCUCAGGGCCCCUGCAGAGGACGAAUCCGGCUCCUGUACAUAUAUUUUAUUGCAUGCACUGUGACCUUGGGGGGAGAUCAGAAGGGGGACGACGCCCCCACACCUCCUGCGAUCUGGCUGGCUUGGAUCUCGUUUUUUACCCCUUCCUGCCCCGCCUGCCCUAUAGAUAUGGCCUGUGUGCUGCUCCCCUGGCCCCAGUGCACCGUCUGCUCUGUGAACUUCUCCUCCCACCAGGCCCCUCUUACCCCACGCGUGUCUGCCCCCCUCGUUCUGUAGCGUUUGUACAUAAUAAAACAAUGGAGUGGAGACA